Perkinsus marinus ATCC 50983 is the source of this 1343-nucleotide messenger RNA. RefSeq lists its product as hypothetical. The transcript is spliced from 6 exons. Gene Ontology annotation, molecular function: zinc ion binding. Lineage: Eukaryota; Perkinsozoa; Perkinsida; Perkinsidae. Bases 34 to 744 code for a protein of 236 amino acids. The record is from RefSeq and is a predicted model, not a curated record.
AGUCUCCCUUUUGUAAGAACGCCUAUCAUCAAUAUGAUCAUCAUCACUACUACUACCCCAACAAUGGUAGCAAUAGCAUCUGUGACCGAGGACUCACAGUCAGAGACACACAAGACACUUUAUAUGAUCAUCGCGGCUAUAGCCGCCAUUGCUGUCAUGGGAUCUGUCUUUCUGCUCCGAGUGUAUUUCUGUGGCUCAUCUGAGCGUGGUGAAUCGUAUGAUGAAGAAUGCCAGGACCCAACGACGAGGCGGAAGAGGCGACUGAAGUCGUUGGUGGAGGAGAAGACUCUUCGUGCGGAGUACAAGGACUAUAAGCUCUUGCAACGAAGUCGGAUGAGCACUAUGGUCUCUUCCUUCGACGAGGGCUCCUUGUAUGAAACCUCAGCCGAAGCUGACUCGGUCAUCACCGGUAGAGGGAUGGCCUCCUCUAUGUUCCACUUGGAGAACGAUGAUGACGCUGAGGAGUUGUACCCGUCAGGAAAAAUGGGUGCUGGAAGAGCAACGGAGUGCGCAGUUUGUCUCGGCGAAUAUAAGUCUGAUGACCUCGUGUGUGAGCUCGAAUGUGGUCAUGUGUUCCAUGAGGAUUGCCUUUUCAAGUGGUUCCUGAGGUCCGGCAACGCCCAGUGCCCGCUCUGUCGCUAUAAUUUGGAGGACGAGUCGAAUCCCCUUCCUCCUCCCCCUCUGGAUAGUCUCCAGUCAGAAGAUGGCCCUAUUGUAGGGUUAUCCCGGUUGAAUAACGUGUGAUGAUGCCUUGAUGAUGAUAUCAAGCACCACAAUUUUGCAUCCCUGCCCUACUGCGUAUCCAGGCGAAUUUUGAUGCUGACCUCGCACGCCUGAUUAUAGCUAUGACCCGCUUUUUACUGUUCUUUUCCUUCUAUGACUAGUGCUGCUCUUAGCUUGCGAUUAAUUUUAUAAGCCCGUUCCUACUGCUAGCACUACUUCGAAGGACUGUCAUAAGUACUCUACUAUAUCCUACCCUUGGUUUCUCUGUCCACCUAUCGGUGUUCCCGAUAGUAUGUAUUAUUUUGGUCAGUGAUGAUGGUGCCAGGCGUCAUCAUGUGCAGCAUUCAGUUCGUUGUCAUCGCAGUGGUGCCGUAUUUGAUUGUACGACUGUUCUAUUUGCGGUCAACCAAUGUUGUCGUCUUUUUUGUGCACUAGUAGCAUCUCAUCUUAACUGUUUCUCGAGUUAAUAGCUUCCGUAGGGGAGAGAAAGCCGUGUACAAGCACCGCUUCAUCGGCAUAGUCUUAUCGUGCAACAGUGGAGAUGAUUCACAUGUAUGCAUCGAUUGUUGAUAGUAUGUUGUCAUUAUGGGUUCGUAAGUGUAUAACCUAUGAUAGUAACU